Molecule: messenger RNA, 789 nt
Organism: Tilletiaria anomala UBC 951
Lineage: Eukaryota; Fungi; Basidiomycota; Exobasidiomycetes; Georgefischeriales; Tilletiariaceae
Exons: 1
Coding region: 213-731 (172 amino acids)
Source: RefSeq, a predicted model, not a curated record
AACGAUGUCGGGAACACGCUGUGGUGACGGACGACCUCAUCCAUUCGUUCUAUUGCAGUGGGGGAUCUGAAGCGACAGGAUCACAAUCAGGUCACAAGUCCCCCGAGCGCGGCCUCGCAGCAGGCAGCAUGGGGAUGCUGGGUUAUAUUCCUGAUCCACCCAAGCAAGCCAAUUUUUAGCAGAAAUACACAACGAACGCUGAAUACGGACGCAUGGAACUAAUUUCGACGGGCUGGGAAGAUUUUUGCGACACGAAAGCGCUUUCAACUAAGCCGUACCGCAGAUCCUUUGGCAUUAGCAACCUCGGCUUGCUACCCGUCUCCCAGCCGUCGCUGUCGCAUGCGGAAGCAGGGCUAGACGGCAAGCUGCAACGCAUCCGAUUCGCAAAAGACGUGUCGCCUGUAGGCGAUGCGCUCGUUGUCGAUGUCGUGGCUAACCAAGUAGAUGCGACCACCAAAAUCAGCAUCGUCGUUUCGUGGCGCGAGGGCUCGGUGAAGGACAAGCAGGCCCCUCUGUUCAUUGCCGCCUUGUUUGUGGCUUUGCGCUUGCUUGCUUCUGUUGAUGAGCAGGGUGAUCCCGUUCUGGACAUUGAGAUAGCACAGGAGAAAAUGACGGCCUUUUGUCAUAUUGUCAGGCUGACUUGUCGAACAAGGAAAGAGCGGGUUCGAGGAGGGAUAGAGCUCCAGUUGGUAUACCGUGGAACUCAACAAGAAGGACGCAUUGAUCACUAAUGAGAUGUCUCCUUGAGUAAUUAACUACCUGCUUUGCAAUUACAUGCUGUACGUCCAU